Messenger RNA from Solenopsis invicta (red fire ant), 1435 nucleotides. Its product is annotated as palmitoyltransferase ZDHHC21. Lineage: Eukaryota; Metazoa; Arthropoda; Insecta; Hymenoptera; Formicidae. The record is from RefSeq and is a predicted model, not a curated record. The coding region runs from base 471 to 1337 and encodes 288 amino acids. Gene Ontology annotation, molecular function: palmitoyltransferase activity. The transcript has 2 exons.
UUUAUGUACUUUUAUUCUAUAAAAGGAUUUUGUAAUUUAUCAAACAAUUCGAAAAUUAUUUUAUAAUACGACCGGUAUUUAGGAUCCUCUUAAUGCCUAUAGGAUGAUUCUUAGUUACACGUAUAUGGCACACACAUUAGAAUGUGCUAGUGAAAACACGCGUCAUUACGGCGAGAAAUAAGAACAUUUUCAAAGAAAUUAUGCCGUGACAACCGUCUAUCGGUAGUUACAGACGAUCGUAUUUAUUUUGAAAAUAUAAAACUUUGACCUGUUGAAAUAAACUCGACAAACUCGAGAGUUUGAGGUUAUAAUCAAGGAAACAUAUAAAUAGAAGAAAUUCUGUAAAAUCAAAGAAACUCGUACUGAAUAUAGAUGUCUGAAAAUUACAUGGAUUUUUUUACACGUCGCACGCCUGCGAAAAUUGUUUCAUACUUGUAAAUUUUAAAUGUAGAGACCGUUUAUUGUGAGGUAUGCCUCAGUCUCAGCACAUAAGAACUUGCGUGAAGACCGUUAAACAGCUAUGUCCGUUGGUGACAUUGAUGAGCACCAUAUUCGUCAUUGUGAUUACGAUUUAUAUCAGCGAGAAGGUCUCGCCGGUCUUCGUUUUCCUUUGCAUGCAGGUGUAUCUGAACUGGUACUCGGUGUACAGCAUCAGCUGCAAGUCGAAUCCUAUGAAGAUGAGGGAGGUGCAGAGUAGCCUGUGCAGUGUGGUCACCCAACAGCGCAAGUACGAGCAGCCCAACAACGUGCAGCCCCCGGCCCACAACACAGCCUACAAGUUCUGGCAUUGCGAGCGGUGUCAGAGCUACAUGUGCAAGCCAACGCAACACUGCGUCUUCUGCCGGAAAUGCUUCCACUUCAGGGACCAUCACUGCUUCUUCCUGGGUGCCUGCGUGCUUCGCCAGAACAUGGGCAACUUUAUACUGUUCUGCUUCUACACGUCUCUGACGUGCCUGUAUUCCUUAUGCGUGCUAGGCCCGUACAUGUACGAGAACAUCAAUCACAUAGUGAAGAACGACGCGGAUUAUCUCAAUAUAUUUCUGAACUUUUGCUUUCCCAUCGCCCUAGCGAAAUUGCUGCAUUCUCGAGAUAGCUCGAGUAUACUUCUAGUCACAACGUUCGACACGUUGAUGUCGAUUCUGUGUAUCUGUCUGGUGCUUGGUAUAUGGAAGCUGCACAGUUGUUUGAGCGGUAAACAACGUUACGUCAACGUGACGGGGAAACAAAGUUUAAAGGAGAUCUUUGGCAGCUAUGGUCUAUCAAACAUUAUCUUUCCAUAUAACGGUCUCAUAGGCACGCGAGAUAUUAAUGGCAAAUAUGAACUAAAGGAAGUGUGAGAAUAGCCGACUAAACGAUGGACGCAGAUUAAAUCUUUAAUACACAUUUUUUUAUUAUGUACUUACGUAGCAAUAAAUACAGUCAUAUGUACAACAUA